Molecule: messenger RNA, 950 nt
Organism: Drosophila innubila
Lineage: Eukaryota; Metazoa; Arthropoda; Insecta; Diptera; Drosophilidae
Gene: RpS18
Product: 40S ribosomal protein S18
Exons: 3
Coding region: 81-539 (152 amino acids)
Biological process (GO): translation
Cellular component (GO): small ribosomal subunit; ribosome; cytosol
Molecular function (GO): RNA binding; structural constituent of ribosome
Source: RefSeq, a predicted model, not a curated record
AUGUCAAUGUCAAAAGUGGCAAGAAGAAGCACAUCCGCUUUCUUUUUCGACUGAAUAUUUGUCGGUUUAACAGGGCAAAAAUGUCGCUCGUCAUCCCAGAGAAGUUCCAGCACAUUCUUCGUAUCAUGAAUACGAACAUCGAUGGCAAGCGCAAAGUUGGCAUCGCCAUGACCGCCAUCAAGGGUGUGGGUCGUCGCUACUCCAACAUUGUGCUGAAGAAGGCCGAUGUGGAUCUCACCAAGCGUGCCGGUGAAUGCACUGAGGAGGAGGUUGACAAGGUUGUCACCAUCAUCACGAACCCUCUGCAGUACAAAGUGCCCAACUGGUUCCUUAACAGACAGAAGGAUAUCAUUGAUGGCAAAUACUCGCAGUUGACAUCCUCCAAUUUGGAUUCCAAGCUCCGUGACGAUUUGGAGCGUUUGAAGAAGAUCCGCUCCCAUCGCGGUCUGCGUCACUACUGGGGCCUCCGUGUCCGUGGCCAGCACACCAAGACCACUGGUCGCCGUGGUCGCACCGUUGGUGUGUCCAAGAAGAAGUAAGCUACUGAUGCCAUGGUCAACGUCAACGUCGUCGUCAGGCUGAAGCUGUUAUUGCUUAUUAUUCUACUAUAACAUCAAUCCAAAACAAUAAGAAAACAAAUACAAAAAAAAACCCAAAAACUUGAAGUGUUGAAUGAAAUUGCAGAAUCUGUGGAUAAAUAAUCACUUGGAGAGCUGAAUUUGUGUUACUUCGCAGAAGUUGCAUUUGUGAAGUGAAUUAAAUGUGUACAAAAAUAUAUUAUUACUAGACAUGAUCAAUUUGCUUUACAUUUCAACACAGUCGAACACACAAACACCCAAAUUGAAAUGUCAUCAACGUAUUUUAUACAUUCAUCACCAAUCAACACCUGCACCAAACUGUGCUUAUUGAUUUCCAAGAAUAAAUCUGUUCAACUCGCCAAUCCCAUAAGU